GGUUUGAAUGUCGAAGGGAGAAUACGUUCCUGAACACGCUGAGUGAUCUCCCAUGUGGUGUUCGAGGUAUUUUAUGCAGUGUUGGUAGUGGUGGUGAGAGGCAAGAUGGUGUCCAGUGUUUGUCGUGGAUCAUACCCGAGCAUGACCCCACAUGCCUCCCCUUCACGAAAACAACACAUUGACCCCCAAAAGGAUUACUUUUCUCCUUUGCAAGUGGAAACGUCAGUCGAGUAUGACCUACCCGCACAUAUUUAUCCUCCCAAGGAUAGUGAACCCAUCCUCAUGAUUCACCCAGGAUAUGUGUCGGCGGUGAGAGCCCGAUCAAGGGCCGUUGUAACGCCUUCGCCCACUGCCAUGGUUGCCACCUCAGGAGCAGCCCGUCCUUUGGCUCCGUUGCAGCUUCCCCAGCAGCAACAGCAGCAGGGGUCGAGUGCGAGGGCGUCCUCCUCGAAAAGUGUGCUGCAACAGAGGGCCUAUUGUACAUGUGGCAAUCCCAACUGCAAUUCCUCUAGUGUCAAAUCGGUCAGCAAUCUACAGAGUGCUGCAGCGAUCGUACAAAAUGUUCAAAGUCAGAGUGCCAGAAGUGUUCAGAGCCUAAAGAGUGUUCAAAGUCAGAACUCGGCGAGUGUUGUACCGAGUGCUCGUGAUGUUAGUAUUAUGGGGAUUAGUACUGCAAGAAGUGCGUCUGUGUUACUUCCACCACAGCAGCCACAGCCACAGCAACAACAGCUACAACAGCAGCAGCAGCAGCAGCAGCAGCAGCAACAACAACAACAACAAUCUCAGAGUCAGCAACAGUCACAGAUAAUCUGGGGUAAUGGUGGACGCUGUCUUGGCCCCUGCUGUAAUCCAAGGGCUGGUGCUAUGGCUCCUUUACAGGCGGAAUUCGUGGCGCCCGGCCUUCCACCUUCCCUUCUCGCCCGCACGCCCACCAGAGGCACUGCGGGUGGAUCGCCCAAGUUAAGGGCAGCCAGGACAAGGCGAGGCCUGUCUGUGGCUAGUAGUGUCAAUCUCCCAGAUUAUUUGGGCAACAGUCGACCUGCAAGGGUGACGGGUGGAGCCGUUCACGCCCAUCCCCGCCCAAGGGCACUAUCUACCUCUAUGGGUGCCUUGGCUGCAACGCCUGCGCCUCCUAUGGCACAUCAGCACAUUGGCAUGGGCGCCUCUCUGACCACGUCCCUGGAUUUGGCGAGAGCGCAUCCCCUCACCCCAAGAUCUCUGAUGCCCAUGCAGCAGCAACAGCAGCAACAACAGCAACAGCAACAGGCCGUCACAACCUCAACUUCGUCCCUCCUGUACACCGUGGGCCUCUCCAGAGAUUCCGGAUGCUCCGUGGGUGCAGAUACCGCGGGCGGAGAAUGGUCGGUUGACAGAACAAGAGGACUUGUGGACUCUGGAUUCUGCACCCCAGUUGAUCUCACUGAUGAUUUUGUAGCAGAUACGCUUAGUCUUGGUGCCACUUGGAAGGAGCCCUCGACCCCUCUAUCCUCAACAAUGACCUCUUCAAUUAGUAGCAGUAGUAGCAGUGGCAGCAGUAGCAGUAGUAGCAGCAGCGGCGGUGUCCAUACCUCUUCUCUCCUGCCAGGAGUCGCCCAUUCGCAUCACUACCUCCCACAGCCCUUAUGGAACUUGGCUUACUAGAAGGGCGUCGUGAUACGCUUAACAAAAAUAAUAAACCAUUGUGUAAAGGCACUGACUGGGGCUGUCGAAGUCUUAGGGGGCGUUGUUGAGAUCACCACGACUAUACAACUGCAAGUCUCUCUUGAUGAUCAUAGUCAUCAUCAUCUGAACCUUGAGUGGAACCUUCAAGGAACGCCAUUCCUCUUGUUUUCUUCCAGCUUGAGCACAACACAGAAGCUGUAAGAACCUUUUUUUUUUUUUAGGAGUCAAAAAUACAGUAGCUAUAAACUAACGCUAAAUAAAGGGUUUAGGUGCUAUAGUAUCUCUUCAUAGUUGUUUGGCGAAGAAAGUAGACUCGUUUCCAUCUGUAAUCAUCGUUAGUCUCUGUGAUGUGAGUGUUUUUUAGAAGACCGGUAGACGUUGUAGACAUGACUUCCUUGUUUUGUUAGAUAAAAUCUGAGAGGAUGAAGCCAUGAAUCUCUCUAGCUCUAGCUACUGGACACAGCAGACGCCCCCUUCUUCUUCUGUCGUCGUCGGCACCCCCGCCCCCCCCAGCGGGGUGCAAUUCUCAGAACCAACCAACACUGUGCUGUGAUAUGCCGUGCUGGCCUACGGAGCCUCGUCGUCGCCAUCGUCAGUUCUCCUUCUCCUCUUCCUCCUCCUCCUCCUCCUCGUCGGCAUUGUUGUCAUUAAGCAGUGGAAUUCAUCGUCAGUCGGGUCCGUGUCAAAUUCGAGAGUGUCGAGAAAGAGAAGAAAUCAAAGAAGAAGAGGAGGUAUAAUAAAACUAUCGUUGCCUCCGGAAGAUGACCGAAGCGUCUCAUUCAAUGCGUGAUGGUGGUCGAUUGCGAUCAGCAUUUGCUGCUCUUCUCGCUCCGCUUUUAAGCUCUUCAAGCUCUCGUGACCUCGACAUGUAAUCAUCGACCGUCUGCACUCAUCAUCUGUUGCUUCAGUUUUGUCAUCCGUUAGUCAUCACUUGCAUAGUCAUAUUCGGGAGCGACGUCUCAAAAAAGUCAUGAUUUCAAUGAGCCAUUUUCCCAGGAAUAAUAAUGUUCCUCCUUUCUCGAACUGUCACUUUACAUCUCUCUCUUUCUGCCUCGCUCGCUCACUCGCUCACUCACUCUCACUCACUCACUCACUAUCUCUCUGAGUAUUUGUUAAAACGACAUCAUCACCAUCACUUCUUUAGGCUAACGAGGAAGGAUCGCGCUCGCUCUAAUGUCAAAAGGGAGAGUCACCACUGCUCGAAAUUACAGAAGUAUCUCAUGGUCUACUUUUAAGUGUGGAAACUUAUGGGUGUGCUUAACUUACGGGAAACUUUUAAUAUUUAAUGACUGUAAUUAUAAUGAUGAUAACAAUAACACAGGGGUUAGAUAAGUCGGUGAAUGUUGUCUUUCUCUUACUUGGUUAGUUUGUUAGUCCUCUUGAUUAUGCCAAGUCACUCCAUCCUUAGGCAAUAUAUUUCACUGUUCUCUCUAAAGAGUCUGUGACCCCAAAUCCCUUUUCCCCAAUUUUAUGUGGAGAAGUUUCUGGAAAGGCACAAAGGCACGGGCGGUGGGCGGGUCCUGCUCACUUCAGUGUACUUUCCGAAUAAUGCAUGCAAGCAUAUGUUCCUUAUACUCAGAUGGAAGCUGAUGUUAUUAAUAAUUAGUGAUAAUGUUGUUCCCCGAGAAGGCCUGACGACGCCCAGCCCCCCGGGGCACAUGUGCCCUUCCAAAAGCUGAACCAUGUCUUCUGCACAAAAGAAAUGAUGCUUAGUGGAAGUUUAAGAAAUAAUUAAUAAUGAUAAAAAAACAUCUGUGUACUAAAGGCUUGUCGGCAUUAUGUAGUGUUUUUAUGUAAAGUUGAGUAGGAUUUUUUUCUAAGGUUAAGUAAGGUAGGAAGAAGCGAGAAGGUUUUUCCAAGACAAGUUGGAACUAGACUGUAGUUGUUCAUCUUCAUUUCAGCUCUUUCGAAAAACAAUAAAAAUACGCUUACUAGAUUUCAUGAUUCAUUGUCUUUUUGUAUGGAAAUAUACUCAUCAUCUGCCAUUCAUUUGUUAAGACUUACAUUUAGGUUGUAUAUUUUUAGUCCUACUUUUUAAGUUAUAUACUAAUGUUAUUUAUAGUCCUCUGUUUAAUUCAUCAUAGGCUCCUGAAGUCAUUCUUGAAUUCCAUCUCAUUUCUUAGUGUUUUUUGAGCUUGACACUGUAGCUGUGUUUUUACGUUUUGUUACGCCAGUUUUGUUCACUCAUCAUUUUCACUAAAUGUAUGGAUACAUUGUAUCAAUGUUUAAUUAAUAAAUUUCGUGUCGGAAGAAGACAUUGAAGCAGUCGAGGGAUAAUAGUUGUGGCAUUCAUUGAUGUGCGUAAAGGAUAUUUGCUUCUGUUUUCAUUACCACUCUGUCCAAGUGGGACUCUUCAUGCAGAAUAUCUUUGCAAGUUUGCCAGUCACGUUUCAGGUGAAAAUAAUCCCAGUGGUUAUUAUACAAUGUUUUUGGAACUCGUAUCUAUGUUGUUUUGCUGCAAGAAAUGACCAUGAAAGCCCACAGAGACGUUUACCACUCCGUCACUGAACGUUUCGAGAUUUUGUCGAAAGCCUGAAAGGGCGAAACGUUUCCCUCCUUCCGGGAGACGUCAAAUUCAAACGUCUCUUCCCCGAAUUCACGAACUUGUAGCAAAAGACUUUGACAUUCAUUCUGAACUCUCUGUGUGGUUCUCGUGUCGUUUCUCCAAUACUCUAUUAUCUGUAAUGAUGCCGAGAUAGAUAGAGCUGAGCACUUGAAAUUAUCUUCCAUUCAGUAAUGUCUGUAGCAUACAUAGCAACACUUCAAAAGGAGGCAAGUGAUUUUAGAAUAAGUGUUAAGUACCUUCAGUGGUCUUUUGCAGAGUAUGUGGAGUUUAUGUCAUUCUAAUGAGUUUAGCCCUACGUGGCCCAAGUAGCUCGAUUUUUGAGAGUAGGUAAUGCACAACCAUCUUUGAAUCCAGCCAAGAUAAUUUCUUGUUCUGCGAAGUUACCCUUGUGUUGUAUAAAGUACUGUGAUAGAUAUUUUUGCUUUAUAUAAUGAAAAAGGUGGUUCUGAUGAUUCUUGUCACUCAUUGCAAAGCAUGUACUGACAAUUUCCAACUUGAUUUGUUUCAAAGAAGCAGAAAUUAAUAAGAUGAAACUGAAGGUAAUUAUAUUUCUUUGGUAAUCUGAAUAUGUUUCUAGAAGAAAGUAAAUUCUAUGUACUCUUGCUUUUCAACUUUUAAAGACUGUUAAUUCAUGUUCAGUCAAACAACAGAAAUAGAAAAAAAAGAAGUAAAAAAAUCAUGCUGAGUCCUCCUCCUAGAUCGUGUAACGCACUUGAUGUUCCGAAACGUGUAUUAAAUAGCUGAAUAAAAGUAAAAAAUUAAUAACCUUUGCGUGCAAUAAGUCUUUCAAAUGUAGAGUAUAGUUCUGAGGGCAGCUUAUGAUAAUUAGGUUUCUUCAAACUCAGACACAUAUUUUUGUGAUUCUAACAUAAGACGCAUUCUGUUUGACCCCAAACAUGGAUUUGGUUCAGCGAUCCUGGUUGCGUUUCGUUGUUGGCUGUAAUUAACGCCAUUUCCUGUAAUGGAAGUUUUUCUCUUCCCCGAGAGCGAGCUUUCUCGUAGGAAAAUGUCAAAUGUAAAUUCUCAUCCCCUAAAGUUAUGGUUCAUGAGUUAUAAUUAUUUGUUAAAUGAUUUUUCUGACAAAAGAGGGGGUGAGUAAUGAACGCUCUCCUGGUAAAUAAGUGUAUUGGAUUUUUUUUCCCCACUUAAUUUGUCUUAAUUAAAAUGCAAUUCAGAGAAACCUAAGCCGAGGACGAUUUGAAGUCAACAGAGGGUCUUUUUUUUAUUAAGCUUGUGGUGUACAGUUUUUCUUUCUUUCUGUACAAAUGUACAUAGAAAAGGAGCGUCAUGAACAUAAAACAAGAAUAAAGGUUUGGUUGGCAACAAAUUAUAUCUGUGAUUCGUUUGGGUGCUUCGGGUGGGGUUAAUCCUCCUUGGCAUCUUAGCUUGUAAAUAUUGAUAUUGUAUAUUUAAUGUGUACAGGGAAAGUAAUUUUUGCACAUGUGCUACUUGAGAAUUUUAACGUGUAAAACUUGUGAUAUGUGAAAAUAAAAAUAAUCUAUGAA
Macrobrachium nipponense is the source of this 5733-nucleotide messenger RNA. Its product is annotated as zygotic gap protein knirps-like. Bases 106 to 1641 code for a protein of 511 amino acids. NCBI's taxonomy places the organism in Eukaryota, Metazoa, Arthropoda, Malacostraca, Decapoda, Palaemonidae. The transcript has 2 exons. The record is from RefSeq and is a predicted model, not a curated record.